Messenger RNA from Maudiozyma barnettii, 1701 nucleotides. It is a transcript of the gene TMA64, whose product is annotated as Tma64p. The coding region runs from base 1 to 1701 and encodes 566 amino acids. Gene Ontology annotation, molecular function: translation initiation factor activity. Lineage: Eukaryota; Fungi; Ascomycota; Saccharomycetes; Saccharomycetales; Saccharomycetaceae. Gene Ontology annotation, biological process: translational initiation; formation of translation preinitiation complex. The record is from RefSeq and is a predicted model, not a curated record. The transcript has a single exon.
AUGUUUAAGAAGGAACCACGUGUAAAAGCAUUGAGUAAUCUAAAGAACUCAGAUCGCAAGAAACUAUUAAAAACAUUGCAAACUCAAUUAAAAGUUGAAAAUGUUCAGAUUCCAUCAGACUCUGAAAUUAAACAGACAAAUUUUACCACUCAAAACUCCAUGGGAACUAUCUAUACUAAUGAUCAAAACACUCCUAUUUUAGUUAAAGCCAAGAAUCAUGACACAUUAUAUCCAACAGUUUUCACUUGUUGGUCAAACCCUGAGUUAUUACCAUUAAUUAAAACACAUGAUUUAGUAAUUCCACAUCUUUAUAACGGUGCAAACUUAAUGGUUGCAGGUACAUUGCCACCAUUUGAUAGUAGAUUGACAUCUGGUACCGUGUGCGGUGUUGUUAAUUAUACAAACCCCAGCGUUGUUAUUGCUAUUGGUGUGGUUGAUAUGGAUCUAAGUCAUUGUGAUAAUGUGGUUGGAAAAAAAGGUAUUGCUGUGGAGAUUAUUCAUCAUUUGGAAGAUUGCUUAUUUCCCACUUUUAAGGUGAAACUGGAGAUGCCUAUCAAUGAUAGUAUAGCAGACACUGAGGAGGAUGAAGAAAAAGAAGAAGUUAAAGAGACAGCUGUGUUGAAGAAAGAAACAACACCUACACCAGAAACUUCAAUAGAUGAACUAGCUACUGUAUUAGAUAAACUUAGUGUAGAAGAUGUGGAUCAUUUUAUCACAAGGGCACUUUAUUACACUAUUGUAGUAGAUGAUAAAGUUGAAUUACCAAUGAAUGCAUCUAAUUUCAUUUCUAAUCAUAUUAUGCAUAACCUUCCUGAUGUGGACCAUAAUGAAGUCAAUAUUAAAAAAUCAUCAUGGAAGAAAACAGUUAAAUUUUUGAAACAUUUUGAGAAACUUGGUUUUUUGAAAUUGAAAGGUAAAGAUGACAGUCUUGUAGUAACAUCCUUAAACAAAGAUAAAGAUGAAUUAAAAUAUUUCUCUAGUUACAAGAUUGGUAGUGGUAAAAAACAAAACCCAGUUGCUAAUUCUGCUGGACAAAAUGGUGAAAAAUUAGACGGUAAAGGUGAUCUGAUUUUGUCUACUAUAUAUAAGCCUGUAAACCUAGGGAAGACUCUGAUGACUAUAGAUGAUACUCCAUUAAAAAGAUACUACUUAUCGACUGAAGUAAGAGAUGCAAUACAGAAUUAUAUCAAAUUUAAAAAUCUUGUAGAUAACAAGAACAAAAAAAUGAUAUUAUUAGAUGAUUUAUUAUUUAAUAUGGUAAACAUAAAGAAAUCGCAAGCAGCUGUCGCUCCCCGUACUGUACCACGUUAUGAUGUCCUUGCUCCAAUUUUGAAGAAUAAUUUUGGAGAGUUCUUUCAACUAUACAAGAAUGGUGGAACAACCCCUAUCUUUAAAGAACCAUUGAAAGGAGCCAUGCCUCAUGUAAAGAUUGUUACCGAAAUGAAGAUUGGUCGUAAGAUUAUCACAAGGGUAUCUAAUUUCGAAAUAUUUCAAAUUACACCUGAAGCGCUUGCUGCUGAUCUAAGAAAGAUAUGUAGUGGAUCUACGACUAUUGGUGAAUCUCUUACUUCAAAGAAGACAGCUGAAGUUCAAGUGCAAGGUCCUCAUGGCAACUUGAUCAUUGAUCAUUUGAACAAGUUAGGUGUUCCUGGUAAAUGGAUCGAUUUCGAGAACAAAGUCAAGAAUAAAAAGAAACGUUAA